AUGGCUAGCUCUCGAUUAGCAUUGCUUGCUGCACUGGUAUGCUGCGUUGACGCCCACGAGUCUUUGUCCAAGGCGGGCAUUCUCCACAGAGACGUUCCCAUCGACAAUCUCAUGAUCAAUGAGGACAGUCGCAACCCAUCCUGGUCUGCUUUCUUAAUUGAUCUUGACCUGGCAGUUCGAGAGCCAAGAGAAGGGUCCUCUGGUGCCAAGGGAAAGACUGGUACGCGGGCGUUUAUGGCAAUCGGGGCGCUGCUCGGCGAGCAGCAUUCGUUCAUGCACGACCUAGAGUCGUUUUUCUGGGUGCUUUUCUGGAUAUGCAUUCAUUAUGAUGCAGAUGGCAAAGAUGUUGGCCCGACCGGGUUUGAUAGGUGGAACUACGAGAGCGAUGGCACGUUGGCUGAGCUCAAGAUGGGUGUAGUUGCUGACGAGCAAUACUUUCAGCAAAAGAUUACGGAGAGCUUCACUGCACAAUACCAGCCACUAGUGCCCUGGGUCAAGAAGCUACGAAGGGAAGUAUUCCCUAGUGGACGUAAAUGGAACAGUUCAGAGCCUGGGCUAUAUUCCUUCAUGAGGCAGGUUCUUGACGAUGCACGGAAGGAUCCAGAAGUGCUAGCAAACACGUAA
Colletotrichum abscissum is the source of this 624-nucleotide messenger RNA. RefSeq lists its product as uncharacterized. Lineage: Eukaryota; Fungi; Ascomycota; Sordariomycetes; Glomerellales; Glomerellaceae. Gene Ontology annotation, biological process: protein phosphorylation. The transcript has a single exon. The record is from RefSeq and is a predicted model, not a curated record. The coding region runs from base 1 to 624 and encodes 207 amino acids. Gene Ontology annotation, molecular function: protein kinase activity; ATP binding.